This is a messenger RNA of Galdieria sulphuraria, 231 nucleotides long. RefSeq names its product N-carbamoylputrescine amidase. The transcript has a single exon. Lineage: Eukaryota; Rhodophyta; Bangiophyceae; Galdieriales; Galdieriaceae. The annotation marks the transcript as partial. The record is from RefSeq and is a predicted model, not a curated record.
GUCAUGCUGCAGCCAAUAUGAUACCUUUGGUAGCUUCCAAUCGAGUAGGCGUGGAGUAUACUCAAUAUACCGAUCAUCGUUCACAUAUCACAUUUUAUGGUUCCAGUUUGAUUGUCGAUGCAACUGGAGAGAUCAAGAUACAAGCAGACUCAUCGAGGUAAAUUGUAGAUAGACUCUCGCUAAAUGUGGAUGAUGAAUAUAUAUAUAUAUAUAUAUAUGUAUAUGUAUGUG